GCAGAAAGGCAGUGGCAGAAACCCUGGCUCUUGUAUCAUGUGGGUAAAUGAUUAACAACCCUCAGCCAAAUCGCGAAAUUCGCCCGUCGAUAUUCUGCGCUCGGUUGCUUCAAAAACAUGUUUGCGCCAAAUGAAGAAACGAUAACAGGGAUUCAGAGAAAGUUGUCAUGUUUGCUGCUUUCCUCUUUGCAAGAAAUAACCGCGAUUCACUAUUUGGGAUAAUUUUAUUGACUUCGAGCAUUGUUGCUGAUGUAACGUGUUCAGCCCCCACUUACUAAAAGAAAAACACGGCCCUCGGUUCAAUCUGUCCAGCGGUGGGCCAUUGCGACUCUUCUUUCGUUAAUUGUCGCCAGAUGCCAAAAGGAGGCGGCGGGAUCGGGAAUUGAGGAUGGAGGCAAAGCUGCUUUGUCCAGAAAACUACAGGUUGGUGAUGAAAUUGUAAACAUCAAUGGCUCCCCACUAUAUGGCUCAAGGCAAGAGGCACUCAUCCUCAUUAAAGGAUCCUACAGGGCAUUGAAGAUGGUGGUGAAACGGAGGAAUGGUCCAGGCAUACGACCUUACACAUGGCACUUAGCCAAGUCAUCAGAGGCACAGCCUGAGGCCGCUAUGAUGCACUAUUCAUCAGGAUGUUUCAGUUUGUCAUGGCACUCAGGAUAUGACACCAGUGACUAUCCUGCACAGUGGGAUCAAUUAGCUCUUCGUCGAAACACAGAUCAGAGGAGUUCAUUUGGAAGUAUGGACAGUCUUGACCAACCCGGUCAAAACUGUGACCAAGGCACAUAUCCUAACAAAAGGGACUCUGCCUACAGCUCUUUUUCUGCAAGUUCUAAUACCUCUGACUAUACUUUGUCAUCGUCAGUGAAGACUGAUGAGUCAGCCUCCAUGGACAGCAUACUACACGGCUUAGGGCCAUGGUUACCAACCAGGUAUGGAGAUGCCCAGUAUCUUCAAAAUGGAAGUGAAGGCAGGGAACGGCCAGUUGAAGAGCAGCCUUGUUCUCACUGUGGAAAAGGAUCAUCUGCAAGUGGCAACACGUUGUCAUCCCAUGCACAUGAAGAUAGUGCUUCAAGUUCUACCAAAUCAGUACCUCCCCCACCGCCAGUUCGCAGAGAAAGUUUUGUGGCAGCCAAAGCUCGCUCUGCAUCCCUGUGCAUGACAAAUUCUGAGGCACUUGCAGCAACAAACCUGCUGCUUCAUUCCGGAAGGUGUGCUUCCGAAACAUUGUUAUCUACAAAAGAUAAAGAUUUUGAAGGACGGUAUUUUGCCAGUGUUCCAAAGUGCUCUGUCGGUACUACCCUGCACUCCCGUAAACCAAUCUCUGGUCAUUGUCCAGUGGAAUGUUGCUGCUUGUUAAGGCAACAACCAAGGCAACAUUGCCAUUCUCAGAGCCAAAGUGAAAAAAAUAUUUCGCAUGAAAAUACAACACUCUCUAGAAAAGCCAGUCGAUAUUUGAUGGAGCAGUUGGACUUAUACAAUUUGAUUGAGCCGUCAUUUGUUACCAGUCACUAUGUAAGCCUGGGUCAAGUGAAGCAGAACGAAAGGUCGCCUUUGAAUUUGCAUAGACACAGUGCACCCGAAAAGUUGUUAACAGCACAAAUGCAUUCGUUACCGAUUGCAGUCUGUGGUAAAAUUGAUUUGAGAUCACAGUGUCAUCAGGAAAGUCAUCAAUGGGCCAAUUGUGCAUCAAAGCCUCAACAGGAACAUCAGUCCAACAUAGAGCAUACUCAUAAAGCUUUAAAUAAAAUUGGUUUUUCAGCAGAAGAGCAGAUGGAAGAGAAUUCCUUGAAUCCUGAAUCCAUACCAAAACAGAAGCAACAAGAAAUUGAAGUAGCCAAUUGUGAUCACUCUAUGGAUACUCAGCUACAUUCUUCCCCUUGCAAGGGCGAGCCGAACAAUGUAAGUUGUAUAAGUGCUUCUCUCCAAACUGCAGCCCAGCAGCAAAACUCGCAUUUGCCUCCAAGACCACCAGAUCAAAUGAGUGAGGGUCGAAGUGGCAAUACUUUGGAAGAUGAGACAGACAUGGAAGAGGCAAAGAAUGAAACUGACAGAAAUACUCGAGUGUGCUGUUCUAGAGUAGCUAGGAUGCGGCGCAAAAGUGACCGUUUUGCCACAAAUUUGCGUAAUGAAAUACAAAUGAAGAAAGCUCAGUUGCAGAAGAACAGGAGUGGAACUGUGCUGUUACAAAUGGAAGAAGCUUCAGAAGAAAUGGAUGACUUGAGAGAGAAGCCAUCCAAUUCCUAUACAUGUAUUGCUGGUGAGUCUGAUUACGGUGGCUCAGCAGAAAAAGUUACAGACACAAAAUCGCAGACCACAAAUCCUAAUAAAACUGUGGACAAUUUGGAAGAGGUUCAUAAAACAGGAAGUAUGUAUUUGUGUCCAUUGACUGAAAACUCCCGUAUUCCACAAAGCAGAUGCAAAACAAGUUCAUUAUCCCAAGAUAUUGAGGAGCAGAAGACUGUGCAAGAAGUGAUUGGAACUGGCCAGUGUAGAUGGACGCCAGAUGAUGGAUGGGAGUCGCAAAGUAAGGCAGUAAAGGACGUCAGCGUUGAUGAGACAAAAACUUGUGUGGCAGCAGUGUCACAGGAACCAGAUACAUCUCCACUUGUGUCCUUUGCAGAGAGAAGAAAAUUCUUUGAAGAGACUAGUAAAAAUUUUUCUGCCGCUGAUUCUUACAAUUUUGUGAAACCUCAAAGCAAAUCAAAUACUUUAGGAAAAUCUAAAGGGCAGAGUUUUUGCAACAAAUUACAUGCGCUCCCAAAUGAUCACCUGAGACAAUCUGCGAAGGAAGUGUUCCAACAUCCCUCCUGUAGAGUCAGUCAAGAUUCUGGGCAAGAUCCCGUAUGUUCACCUAGAAAUCUGGAGCAAUCAAUUCACCAUGGACAAGAAAAGAAGUUGUAUGAGCAGGAAUGUGAACAUUUAGAACCCCUCAAACUGAGUAAAUCAAGCACUUUGAAAGACCAUCGUAUUUCUCAUGUUCAGCAGGUGCAACAUUCUGAUCUAACUCCAACACUGCAUUAUCAGUAUUUCCUUCCAGAUAACAGUCACCUGGAAGAUCCUCAUCCCACCCUAAGGUCCAACCAGUCGCAACCUUCUUUUCCUGAGGGAUAUCCGGUGGAAAAACUAAAUCAGACUGAAAUAAUAAACAGGAAGUUUACUGCAACAGAAAGAGAGAUGAAGAAUCUGAGUAUUGGUAACUUGCAAGAAAUAUUUUUUGAAAUGAAUUCAAAAGAAAGCAUCAAGGACGAGCAGGAGAAUCCAGAACUAGAAAUGUCUGCUUGGGAGAGGCCCAGCAAAGCCGCUACACUGCCAGAGAAUUUCUCUGAGUAUAGCCCUGCGUACCCACAGAGGGAAGUGGUUGCAUACACAUGUUGCACAGGCCAUAUUAGUUGUGAAUCACUGGAUACAUUGAAUAAGUUUGAAGAAGGGAAGUUUGCUCCACGUGAUUCAGAGAUGAAUAGACGUGAAGAUUUAACCAGCAACAAACUGACAAAAAGGCCCCCACCGCAAAGACCACCACCACCAGAUUUGCAAAAAUAUCGAUUGCAGAAACUGUCCCAGCACGAGCUGGCAGAUUUGGAGAAGUGCCAGUCCCGCAAACAGUCUCAGCACGAGCUGGCGGAUUUGGAGAGGUACCAGUCUUGGAAACUGUCCCAGCACGAGCUGGCGGAUUUGGAGAAGUGCCAGUCCCGGAAACAGUCCCAGCACGAGCUGGCGGAUUUGGAGAGGUACCAGUCCCGGAAACUAACACAACAGGAAAAGAUAGCAGAUGUAGAUAAUUACCAGACCUGGAAACCAUCUCCAAAUCAAGUACAAGAAUUACCCAAAUACCACCUUCGGAAGCUGUCUCUACAUGAGUUACCAGAUUUAGAAACCUACCAGACCCGGAAAUUAUCAUUACACGAUUUUCCAGAUUUGGAAAAAUACCAGUCCUGGAAUCGGUCUCGAGAUGAAUUGCCAGAUUUGGAUAAAUAUUGGUCACGGAGGGGUUCUCAUUGUGAAUUAGAUCCUGCAUUGAUUUCACAUCCCACAUCAAUUAAUUGGAAAAGGCCAGAACAUAUUUGUGACAGAGAGACAUUGGGUUAUUCAGAUCUUUCUUCAAGACCUGGGUCUGCCAUGGACAAUACGACAUUGUAUUCUCAUCCAUCACAAUUGGGUGCGGACUACAUAACGAGUCUUGAGUACAGGUAUCCAAGAUCAGAUUUCAAUGAUCCAAGAUGCUUAGUGUCCGCCUCAGCUGUUCCAGUUCCAGGUGAACAUUUGAUCCCGUCCCUAUAUAGCUAUAAGUCACAGAGGCCAAUGAUGAAAUUGGUAACAUCCCAGGAGAGUGAUGCUGCAUCAAGAACUCAAAAAUUCAUAUCUCCAAUGGGUGAGAUGAUAUCCAGAGGCGGUAGAAACUGGCCCUUUAAAGGACUGUACUUCCCACACAACAUGCCGUCUUCAAAGAAUGAAAUGGAUCUGGGCUGUCAGAGAUGUGGAGAGUCAUACUUCGGUGUUGUCAACAGACAAGAUGAGAGGUGGGAAGAUUCUGAGAUUUACAUAAAACCUAUCACCAUACCGCUAAGCAACACCAUUAAAAGUCCUUCUCAAGAACCCAGUGAGGGAAUUGAGACUGUGAGAUGCAGUUCAAGUGCUCAGAGCAGACCACCUGCCGAGCUAACUUCAGAGGAGCUGGUGCGGGAUAUUGCAGAAAAAGACCGAUCUCUGGCAGACAUUUUGGAUCCAAACUCGAAGAUGAAGAGUGCUGUAGGCUUGAUGGGUGGAAUCUUCCCAGAAAGCAAAGAGGAACUGUCACGGGCACGUGAGCACAAGAAACGGAAUCGACCACAGCUGUGUCUGAAUGUUGACCAGGAGAAGUGUACUGCACAGGCCACGUCCCCAACAGCGAUCAUUAGCUCAACUUCUUGCUCUGCCUAUUAUAGCACAUCUGCUGCCAAGGCCGAGCUGUUGAACAAAAUGAAGGACUUUCCAAACAUGGCUGAAGAGUGUUUGGAGGAGGAGGAAGAAGAGAACAAGUUGAUAGAAAAGAAGCAACAACUGAUUAGCAGCCUUAGCAGGAAACUCUCUGUGUUGCAUGAAGCCCAGAAGAGCCUCUUGGAAGACAUCAGUGCAAACACUGCAUUGGGGGAAGAUGCUGAAAGAUUGGUCAAGAAUGUCUGCAAACCAAAUGAGUUUGAUAAGUACCGAAUGUUCAUCGGGGAUUUGGAUAAAGUUGUGAACCUGUUGCUGUCUCUCUCGGGCCGACUUGCUCGAGUGGAAAAUGCUUUAAAUAACCUGGAUGUUGACACGAGCGAAGAAGAAAAGCAUGUGUUGACUGAAAAGAAAAAGCAACUUUUAGCUCAGCUGGAAGAGGCCAAAGAGCUGAAGGAACAUGUGGAUCGCAGGGAACAUGCUGUUCAUAAUAUCCUAGUCAAGCACCUGUCAGAGGAGGAGCUGCAGGAUUACACUCACUUUGUAAAGAUGAAAUCUGCCCUCAUCAUUGAACAGAGGGAGCUGGAGGACAAAAUCAAACUUGGCGAGGAGCAGCUGAAGUGUCUGAGGGAGAGUUUAUCCUUCCGAGCAUGCUAAAACAGCAACAUUGAAAUGCAGAACACUUUAAAGUUAAAGUUUUUGGUCUAAAUCAUUAAACUGAAAUGCUUCAAAAUUUAACAAUGAAUCCUUUAUCAAAUGUGUUCAUAUUCAAUGGUUUUUAAAUCUGUAUAUGUCCCCUAUUUGUUACAAACUAUUAGAAUUAUGAAUAUUACUCAUGCUUAUCCUACUAACUGACAUUCUUCAGUGAAACCUGCUUAUGUGAAAGUAGGGGAGUAUUAGCCCAAUUGGUAAGGACAACCACUGGAGUAGCAGGUUAUAGAAUCAGGAAGGCUCCAAGUUGCAUCAUCCACAUAUUGGAUUGUCUGAUUUUAGUUGAGUGUAUCUUAAGUUUCCCAAAUGGUCUCUAGUUUCAGAGCUGGAAAAUAAUGUUAGUUCUGGUUUUAUCCAAUAACUUGCUGGAAAAUGCAGAUGUUGGCUGAGAAAAUUUUGGGCUUUGCUAUGUAACUGCUUAAUUGAUAACAAUCUGCUGAUACUUGAUGUCUAAGAUCAUGAUGAAAGAUGUUUAAUUGAGCAAGGUACUGGAGGGUUGCCAGUCCAAGUUUAAUCUUACUUUCGUAAGUAUUGGUCUGUUGAGCAGAGGAUAAUGAGGGUAUAAAAGAAGAAUUUUGAGAUUAAAUAAAUAGCAUGAUUUCAGGAUUUGCAACAGCUGAUUUUUUUUUUUGCCGAUGCAUUUUCUUGAAUUGAACUGUACCCUGUACAAAAGAAACCAGUCAGAAUCAGCCUCUCCCUCCCCCCAUGAAAUUCUUUCUUUCUCAAUUGGUGCUGUCAUUGUAAAAUAAAGUUGUAACUAAUUGAUUUCUUUUUUAAAAAAUUCCAUUUUGUUUUAAAGUUAUGUUUCACUUAAAUCCUGCUUCAGGGCAUUCUACCUUAUUGAUGUAUGGGUCACCAAACAUAUCCUUGACAAAAACAGCAUAGAAAUGGCUACCUUAAAAAGUAAUUGUCAUUUGUACUUUUAUUUCAAUCAUGGGUAAGCAACAGACCAAUGGCUAAUUUAUUUAAUGUGAUUUUUAAUAAUAUUGAAAUCACUUUUUGGUGGACGGUUUCUGCCACUUUGCAGACAAAAUAAUCCUGAAGAAACCACAAGUUAUUUUACAUGAAGUUCAAGCAAUUAGGUGAUUUUUGCUUUCAUAAACCGUAUUCUUUUCCAUGCAUAUAAAUAUUGCCCAAAAGUUUCUGUUGCUGUACAAAAGCAAUAGGGUGCCAUUCAAAUGUGUAACUCUUAAAUAAAAAUGCAUUAGUUCCCUCUGAUGGCUCAUCAGUAAAUAUACUACUCAGUGUAUAAGUGACAACGGAGGCCAGAAGAGUUUAAGUUUUGAUCCUUGGUCUGUUCUAAGGUAACUUGCCUUAGCUGGGAUGGGAUAGAAAAUUAGCCACAGUUGCAGCACCUGAGAACUAUUCAGCAACGUUUAUGGAGAAAUGUGAAUGCAGAUGUUGGCUAAGGACGGGAUUAGCUUCCAUGGUAAAAUAGUCUCUCUUUACUGAACAUGUGCCCACCGUCCAACCAUGGCCAUUUUGUCAAGAUACUAUAAGUUAGUUCGCAGCCAUAUUGUCAGGAAAUGGGAGGAAGGCAAAGCUCCUUGCUGAUGGUCACUUCUACAAUAAGUUAAAAUUGCAAUUGAACUAUCAGUUAAUUUCAGACAAAAUAAUCUGCUUGAUUCAAUCAGCAAAUUAGUCCUAAUUUCAGAAUUCAGUGUUGUACUUAAAUUGCAGAAAAGAAUUGUUAAGUGACAAUAGUGUACUCCAAGUCUUUGUGACGUCUGUAUAUAAUAGAAUAUAGUGUGCUUGUGACAUCCAGUGGCAAAUAUCAGUAUUACAAUAAUUUUUUCAUUCCAAUAUCAGCUGAUCCAUUGAAAAUGGUUUCAGUUCUCUCUGUAAAUGAUUACUUGGAGCAGAAACAACCUAUUGCACAGGUUGAUUUGUGGAUUGAUUGAUCAUUUGUCUUCAUCAUUAUCGAUACCAUCUAACUGGCAACUAUUUUUGUCACCAGAAACGGUGGUUGUGAUAAAUUUUUAAAAAAUAAGAAUUGCACACUAAUGGCCGCUAACACUCAAGUAAGAAUGAAGUGGUGACAUAUUCCUAGUAGUUGUGUUAAAAUAAUGAAGGAAUAUUAAAACCUCCAUUGGAUAAUGGGAGGUUUGAAUGAUUGUUGUGCCAUUUAUGUUACAUUUUGCACAGACUGUAACUACUUUUGUUUCGUGUAGACUUAUAUGGGAAGGAGGAAUUUUUCAGUGUUUCUCAUGUUGUUAGUCUGAAGCUUUUAUUCAAAAACUGGAAUAAUUGAAUUUCUGCCAAAAGGAAUUACAAGGCUGCUUUUAUUAUUUUGUACUGCAAUUUACUGUAUUUCAUCAGACCUUCAAUUAAGGUACCUCAAUCAGUAUUCAGUGCAUGGGAAAGGUUUUUGCUGGAUAUAUGUAGAACUGGUGUUUUGAGAAUUACCUUUGAAGUUGGAGGUGAAUGAUUGAGGCACAGUGUGCAAAUGGAGAGGUUUAAUGUCUGGGAAACUUUAAAUUACUUGGCAUGAUUUAUAACUUUUAAAAAUAUUCUUAUUUCCCAGCUGCAUUUUAGCAGAUUAAAGGUGACAUUGCUAGGCACCUAAGUCAUUGGGAAGGGGUUAGACAGAUGCCUGGAAGGUUAGAGGGGUGUGGUGCAAUAGAGCAGUAUGGCCAAUUGCCAUAAUGGGUGAAGGGGAGGUUGGACAGAUCACUGGGGAGGGUUAAACAGACUGUAGUGAAUGUCCAACAGAUCAUGGAGCAGGUUUGCUUAUUGAGCUGGCAGAAGACACUCUUGCUUCUGUUCUGUAGGUAUGGUGUACCUGAUGAAUCCAUUUCUUCACACCUCCCUCAAACCUGGGAAAUGUGACACGCUGGUCUUAGAAACAAACCUUUUGUUAAAAUGGAGGCUUGUGGUCUCUUUAAAAUAUUUUGCAUUUUGUAAAAUUCCAAACUUCCCACUCACAUCCUCUUCCAUCUCCUGAAAGCAAUUUGAUUGCAUGGUUUCCAAUCUGUCACACAUUUAACUACAAUUGGGGUGGUUGUGAUAAAAUUUCCCAAAUUUCAUUUUACUCUCCCCUCAUGUCACUCCCAUCACCCUCCUCAUCACCUUGGGUAACUCGAAUCACAUUUCUAUAGGUCUUUGAUUGUGAAAUUACAGCACAUGAACACUUAAAUUGUAUGAUGUUCUUCCAUUCAUUAUUUUUCUUCAGAGACACUAUUUAUUUUCAGUAUUUACGUUUUUAACUUAGUUUGACUUCUGGCUCUGUAUGCUUUACAAAUAUUCCAGAGGACAAAAAUAAUUAUAAAACUAAGCUAACAGCACUGAUUUGAUUUCAGAGUUCAGCUUUGAAAUCACUGGCAAUAAUGCUUUGAACCUUGCAGUAUAAUAUUCUUCUAUCUGCUGUUCUAAUCAGGAUUUAACCUGUUUAUUUUAAAUCUUUGCUAAAAUAUCGGAUAGAAGAGCACCAUACAAACAUGUCAUCUUGUUUCAUUUUCCAGAUAAUCAUUGAAACAGUGAUAUACGGUUGAAUCUUUCAUUAGAAUGUUGUUUUGAUGUGGGAGUUGAUUUAUCAAAUCUAAUGAAGGCUUGCCUUAACUUACAAUUGGAACCACCUUUCCCACCACUCUUCCUGCUCUGCAAUCUGUUUGUGACUGCUCGUGUCUUUACUCAUAGGCAGUAAGGAGAGAUAUUGGCAUGUAGAAACAGUUUCUGAUCUAACUAUAAGAAGAUUUUUUUUGGACAUCAGAAGCAAAUAGUUGUAACACAACUUUUUUUCCAGAAAAUGAAUACACAAUGUACCAUUCCAAUAUGUUGUUACUACCUAUAUUCUGGGGGAGGAAGUAAUCCUCAAAUGUCAUCAAUUAAUGGUAAUAUGCAGUAACUUCACAAUUACUGAUUCAACAAUGACCUGAAAUUUUUGGGAAUUUUUUACGCAAUUGCACGUAACUAUAUAUUUUUUGAUUCCCACAUUAUUUUUACUGUUAUUGAUAUUUGUUUCAUUUUUAAUCAGAAUAACAUUCUAUCUCUUCUAGCUAGAUCAUUAAAGAAACAUUUGUUUUAAAACUCUUAGGUUAUCGUUUUAGGUUGUUUGAUAUUCAUUAUCCAUUUUGGAUAUAAGAUCUAGUUUCAUAAAAAUUAAUCUGAGAUUGCAUAUUAACCUGAAAGACUUUGAAUGCUAGAAACAUAAUGAAUUAGUAGUCAUGUCAUCAAUGUAACCAGCUAAGUUGACAAACUGCUGCAUUGGCAGUGGGAUCAGACCCCAAAAGAGCUUGAUAUUGCCUAUAUACCAAAAUUUAGAGGAGCAAGAUUUAUAACCAGAAUUUUCCAUUUUUAUACUUUAUUUUUUUGUGCAUUGAAGAAGAUAUGCAGAUAGUUUUAUGCAGGCAAGCACAGAAAUGGAAAUAUUGACUGCACUGUUUUCUUAGUCAAAUUAUGUUUAAAGUUGUUGUUCCUCAUGUGACACAUACCUAACUUAGAUGUUCAAAUCUACAGCCUACCCAUUACAGCUCUACCAUAAUUCAAUAGGUUUAGCAGCUUAACUAACGGAUGGAUCUCUGCAGUUUAGCACUCCCUCAAUUCCCAAAGUCCUAAUUCACAGUUCUGUCUUUAGUAUGAAAGCUGCCAGUUAGUAUGACUUGCAGCACUCUACUGCUGAGCAGAAUGUGAUUUGCAAUUAUUCUUUUACCUAAUCUUUCCCGUAAGUUCAUCCCUCUAUUAAACAUGUUGUGUAGUGAUAUUGGGGUGAGAAGGGUUGAUGAGGAUGGUUGGAUAGGUCUAAGAAAUACUAUAAGAAUCCUUGGAAGGUAUUGAUUUGCACAAUCAAAAUGAAGUCUUCACUCUCUCCAUGUACUUGAAACAGGAAUUGAUAAAAUAACUGGCUCAAGAUGUUGGCAGUUAAUUUAAUCUUUUCCAAAAACAUAGAGUAUGAGCACCUUCUUUGACUUAACUUUGUAUUUGUGCAAAAGACUCCCCUCAUCUCCACCUUAAUUAGAACCAAUUAUUCUCAGGUUGUCUCCAAGCCUUCCAUUUUGAAACAAAGUGUUUCUCCACUGUGCUUCACUUCCCAAUACCACCUUACUACCCUUCAAGUAUGUGUUACUCCUUUGAAUGCCUUAUGUUCUGAAAAAAUGGAGCCAGCUACUGAGAGUGUUGGCCAGCUACUUGAUUCUGUUGGACAGGGUUUGUGGGGACCAGACUUGUGGGAUAUGGAUUCACAUUAUUGUUUCCUAAUAUGAAGUACAGCUGUAGGGUGGUGUAGAGCAGAGAACUUAUUCUUACAGGUAUUAGAAAAAGAACAAGAUGGUAAAAGUUAUAGGAAGAUUUCACAAGUGAGCUGAGCUGGAGCGGUCCACAUUGCCCAUAUGUGGGUGGAGAAGAAGAAGAGAAGCAAAAAGUAAAAUUUGCAAGAAAUAUUUAGUGGGGUGAAAGUUGCCAAAGCAUGAGUUGUUAAAGCCAUUAUUCUGAAGUACAAAUUUUAGAACAUUUCUCAAUGUUCUGAAUGACAUAAGAUAACUGAACUACUCAAAACUUCUAAUACUCUGUAUUGACAAGGAGGUAAUGCCUUACAUGUGUUCCUAUUGUGCAGCACUGAAUCAUGAAGCUUAAUCUUCAAACAAAACCAAAGUAAAUGAAGACUUUACCAAAUUAAAGCUGUGAAUAGCACAGCAUCCAGCAGGAGAGUGCACUGCAAUGAUUUUGGCACCUACUAGAAAAUUGUAGACAUUUAAUUGAAAAAUAUAUAGGAACUGUGAAUAAUUUAUUUUUUUAUUGUACAUAACAGAACCCAAAUUGAUUACUGAUUAAUGUUUGGAUAUUUUUUAUUCCUAACAUUUUCUUUAUUUAGUUUUGAAACGCAAAAACAAAAACUUUAGAUGUUGAAAUUCUGGUGAUAAAAUAGUACAUUGUUAGGUGAUGUUCACAACUUUCAAUAUACAUAAGUCUGCUUCCUGAUUAGAGACUACAAGACUCUGCCUCUGCCAUAAACAGGUAAUUGUAAAUUCACAAAGGUCAAAUGUAAUUCAAAUUGAUUUAAUCUUAGUAUGAUAUUUAGCUUAAAGAUAUUCACAUGCACUUGUAAUAUCUCCUACUUUACAGAAGCAUUUGAUUAAACUGCUUUGAAUAUA
Messenger RNA from Rhincodon typus (whale shark), 11705 nucleotides. RefSeq names its product protein Shroom4-like. Gene Ontology annotation, cellular component: cortical actin cytoskeleton; apical plasma membrane; apical junction complex. Gene Ontology annotation, biological process: actin filament organization. Gene Ontology annotation, molecular function: actin filament binding. The transcript has 11 exons. The record is from RefSeq and is a predicted model, not a curated record. Lineage: Eukaryota; Metazoa; Chordata; Chondrichthyes; Orectolobiformes; Rhincodontidae. The coding region runs from base 520 to 5565 and encodes 1681 amino acids.